AUGGCGGGCCAAAAUACAUACCUCACGUACAAACGUGAGACAGCAGAGUUGCUGUACUGGGUUAUCCAGGCGUCCAACAGCAUCAUCCAGAAGACUGGUGCUCAAGAUGAAGAUGGCUUGAGCUUGCUCAACACAACUGGCAAGACGACGGUGCAUGGUCUCGUGUCCAUGGUAUCCAAACUAAUCGCAGAGCAUAUUGGAGAGCAGACUGUCCCACCCAUCAUCUUCCGUUUGUUCCAAUCUGUCAUCGAGGCGCGAGAGGCCACACACGAGUUCUUUCUGCAAGUGGCAACUGCAAGUUCUGAUCCAGAGAUUGACAAGAGCAAUGAUUCGCACAAACACUUUAUCAGUGCCUUAAAGGAAGCCUGGAAGGCAUUGAGCGGCGUUUCAGAAGCUUCGAAGGCGAAAGCUGACGCCGGAUCGAAUCCAGCGACCCCUCCAGAGAGAGUAGAGGAGCGUGACCCGAACCCCAAAACUGUUGGGGACGACAACAACGUUAUCCACUUAGCCAACAAGUUUGCAUCUCUCUACCUUGGCUCCGUCGAUGAGGAGGACGACGAUAACGAAGAAGGGGCUGGCAACGGUGCUAGUGAAGGGCCUUCCGCAGCCGCUUCCGUCCGCAAAUCUCAGAAAAAGUCGAACGGCAAGGGCAAGAAGAAGAUCCGCGGAAGAAAAUCGAAGCACAAGAAGAAUCAGAUGAAACCAGCCGUGCCAGAGUCGACCCUUGAAAGCAUACCAAUCGAGAGCUACCGCAUCAUCGAAGACAACGAGGGCAUCAUGACAGACUACUUAAUUGCCACUUAUUCACUGACUUUCGAGUGGAUGUCUCUUCGCAGCUUUCUGCAAAAGACUUGGAAAGAGGUUGCCUAUGAAGGCCUGAACUCUGCCGUCGCCGGGACGUUAAGCAACGUGGCAAUCUCAAUGUUGAAGAGAUCAGAACUGGCCAUGCACGUCGACUUUCCAGAUCACGACUCUUAUCAUACCGUUGUGAACACGAUCACACGGGGAGAUAUGAGUAGCACGCAAGGGACUAUCAAGGUACAGAAGUUUUCAUUCGACGAAAGAGCACCAGCCAAGGUGGAAGGUGUGACACUUGAUAUCAAGGAACAGCUCAUGAUUCACGCCUACAACGAUCUGCUUGACUUUUUAACAGACUUCCAGGAAAAUCGCAACGGAAGACCAACCAAAUCUAUGCUUGCUAAGAUAGACAAGUGGGAUCCCAGCUUCGACUUACAGCGGGCAACGCAAAAGGAACGACUGAAAUGGCGCCGGUCGUACACCAUCAACUGGCUCUACGAUCUUGUCAACCUCUUCUCUACCGUUGUGUUCAUGACGUAUCUCAUCAAGGGCCAGCAACCUGCCCUCGAAAAGAUCGACUGGUCAACUGACGCGUCUUGGAGCCGGCAUAGGAGACUAUUGGGCUUGACCGAAUUUGCUAGUGAGGUCACUUCUCUUGCAAUGCAUAAGAAAGGAACAGAUGUUCGCAGAAAGAUUCAACCUCACACGGUAUUUCAACUCCAGUGCAUUGUUGAUUCCUUCAUGGUCUCACGCGGGUUUGCGACGGACGAAACCCAAGGCUAUGUGUUGUCAUCGCCAGCUCAUCAGUUCUCACCGAGACGUGACGUGUCUCUGUUUCUAGGCCGCUCGCCAGGAUUCUUUUAUUCAAUCGAAGCUCUGGUACACCUAUUCAAAGAGAUCGGGGUGGCCAAUAGCGUCCAGAGCUCGCACGGCGACAAGACGUACAAGACGUGUAUGCAGCACCUCAGCAAAACCGCAUACGAGGUCGGAAUGUGGCUGGGAAGAUCGCAUAAGAUGAUUGGAUUUGACAAGAAAGUACAGGCAUCACGAUUCAGCAGCACGAAUGCAGAUGGGCUUUGGGAGUACUCCCCAUUCAUAUGCGGCGUCGGCCUGAUGGAGAGCCUAGAGAUCGCGUACCUGGAUGGCAUGAUGGUUUUUGAUUCAACUCCAGAGCCGUUGCUCCUGGUGCACCUUUACAAUAUGCUUGUUCAGAGAGGCUACAUCACUGAACCGUGUGGGAUGUACGUUGUCUUACAGUCAUUCUUUCCAGACACGUUUUUUGUUGAUGGCAAGGUUCCGACCUCUCGCUUUUCUGAUGCCCUGACUGCCAGGUAUAUUGCGAACUCUCAAUCCUGCACCAGAAAUAGGCAAGCAAUGUCAGUAUCCAAGCCUCUGUUUAAUGAUCUCUAUCGGGUAACCGAUAUCGAUCAAAACGUGUUCUUCAAAACGCCUAGCACUCUCGUGUUGUAUCGAAAGGCGGCCUGGAAUUACGAGCGAAUUCCAGACAGCUUUGUCAACCCUUUCAGCCUGCUGGGUGCGCUUCGACUAGGGAAAACGAACCCCAUCUUAGACCCAGAGACCGGAGAUCUUCGAAUGGCAGACACGGAACUAACAAGAAAAAUACGCGCCUACUAUGAUGAAGAGAAAUUGUUGUAUAUUUGCUGGUUGGCCCGCUCCAUGAUUCUCGGUGUUCGUGAGGAUUCUGCCAAAAUGGCGGCAGAAAUGGCCAUUUUGGGCGACCGCAUCCCUAGCAACCUGCCUCAUCUCAGGCAGAACCUCGGUACAGGCGAUCGGGUCGGAUCCAAGGCCCAGGACAUGCAGCUGGACAUGGACGGCGUUCAUGUGCUCGAAAUCCUGAAACAAGAUAUAUGUGCCGACAUCUGCGGUGACGGACUGUCCGGAGUCAAGCUACUUUCCGGAGUCAAUUUCUUCCAACUAGCCUACUUUAUGCAUGAUGACUUUAAAGAAAUAGAGAGCCGGCUGGAUAAGACGCGAAACCCUUCAUACAACCUGGUGUACGAAGCAGGCGUACAGAAUUUGGAGUACAAGCGAGGCCGACUCGUGAAGCUGGCCCUGAGCGGCGGUGCUGACGAGGACUGCUUACGUAUCAUGGCAGACCAUUUUCAAAACAAACCAAGGGACUACAGCACCUAUUGGGAUUGA
Messenger RNA from Pestalotiopsis fici W106-1, 2961 nucleotides. RefSeq lists its product as uncharacterized. The coding region runs from base 1 to 2961 and encodes 986 amino acids. The record is from RefSeq and is a predicted model, not a curated record. The transcript has 2 exons. NCBI's taxonomy places the organism in Eukaryota, Fungi, Ascomycota, Sordariomycetes, Amphisphaeriales, Sporocadaceae.